Messenger RNA from Pipistrellus nathusii (Nathusius's pipistrelle), 2832 nucleotides. Lineage: Eukaryota; Metazoa; Chordata; Mammalia; Chiroptera; Vespertilionidae. The record is from the annotation of a GenBank genome assembly.
AUGGCCCGGGGCCCGGCGCUGCCGCCGCGGGGCGCCCCCGCCGUCUGGGCGGCCGCCGCGCUCCUGCUCCUGCUCCUGGCGCCCCGGACCGCAGGGGAUUCGGAGGCGCCUGACCCCAACGACCCUCCUGGACCCCUGGAUGGACACGGCAGCCCCGUCCCAACCCCGAAAGGCUACUUCCUGAGUUUCCUGGAGCCGGUGAACAACAUCACCAUCGUCCAGGGGCAGACGGCCACGCUGCACUGCAAGGUGGCGGGCCACCCGCCGCCCAGCCUGCGCUGGCUGAAGAACGACGCCCCAGUGGUGCAGGAGCCCCGGCGCGUCAUCGUCCGCAAGACCGAGUACGGCUCCCGGCUCCGCAUCCAGGACCUGGACACCACCGACACCGGCUACUACCAGUGCGUGGCCACCAACGGUGUGAGGACCAUCACCGCCACCGGCGUGCUGUUCGUGCGGCUCGGUCCCACCCACAGCCCAAAUCACCAUUUCCAAGACGACGACCAGGAGGACGGGUUCUGCCAGCCGUACCGGGGCAUUGCCUGCGCCCGCUUCAUCGGCAACCGCACCAUCUACGUGGACUCGCUGCAGAUGCAGGGCGAGAUCGAGAACCGCAUCACAGCCGCCUUCACCAUGAUCGGCACCUCCACGCACCUGUCGGACCAGUGCUCCCAGUUCGCCAUCCCGUCCUUCUGCCACUUCGUGUUCCCGCUGUGCGACGCGGGCGCGCGGGCGCCCCGGCCGCGGGAGCUGUGCCGCGACGAGUGCGAGGCGCUGGAGGGCGAGCUGUGCCGCCGCGAGUACGCCAUCGCGCGCUCCAACCCGCUCAUCCUCAUGCGCCUGCAGCUGCCGCGCUGCGAGGCGCUGCCGCCGCCCGACAGCCCCGCCGCCGCCGGCUGCAUGCGCAUCGGCAUCCCGGCCGAGCGCCUGGGCCGCUACCAUCAGUGCUACAACGGCUCGGGCACGGACUACCGAGGGACGGCCAGCACCACCAAAUCGGGGCACCAGUGCCAGCCGUGGGCCCUGCAGCACCCCCACAGCCACCACCUGAGCAGCGCGGACUUCCCGGAGCUCGGCGGGGGGCACGCCUACUGCCGGAACCCCGGGGGGCAGAUGGAGGGCCCCUGGUGCUUCACCAAGAACAAGAACGUGCCCAUGGAGCUGUGCGACGUGCCCCCCUGCAGCCCCCAGGACGGCAGCAGGAUGGGCAUCCUGUACAUCCUGGUGCCCAGCAUCGCCAUCCCCCUGCUGGUCGCCUGCCUCUUCUUCCUGGUCUGCGUGUGCCGCAACAAGCAGAAGGCCUCGGCCGCCUCGCCCCCGCGCCGGCAGCUGAUGGCGUCGCCCAGCCAGGACGUGGAGCUGCCCCUCAUGGGCCCGCACAAGCAGGCCAAGCUCAAGGAGAUCAGCCUGUCCUCUGUGCGGUUCAUGGAGGAGCUCGGGGAGGACCGCUUCGGGAAGGCCUACCGCGGCCGCCUGCUGGGCCCCGCGCCCGGCGAGCCCGCCCAGGCCGUGGCCAUCAAGACGCUGAAGGACAAGGCGGAGGGGCCGCUGCGGGAGGAGUUCCGGCACGAGGCCCUGCUGCGCGCGCGCCUGCAGCACCCCAACCUGGUCUGCCUGCUGGGCGUGGUGACCCAGGGCCAGCCGCUCAGCAUGGUCUUCAGCUACUGCCCGCAGGGCGACCUGCACGAGUUCCUGGUGCUGCGCUCGCCGCACUCGGACGUGGGCAGCACGGACGACGACCGCACGGUGAAGUCGGCCCUGGAGCCACCCGACUUCGUGCACGUGGUGGCGCAGAUCGCGGCCGGCAUGGAGUACCUGUCCGGCCACCACGUGGUGCACAAGGACCUGGCCACCCGCAACGUGCUGGUGGACGACAAGCUGAGCGUGAAGAUCUCGGACCUGGGGCUGUUCCGCGAGGUGUACGCGGCCGACUACUACCAGCUGCUGGGCAGCGCGCUGCUGCCGGUGCGCUGGAUGUCGCCCGAGGCCCUCCUGUAUGGCAAGUUCUCCGUGGACUCGGACAUCUGGGCCUACGGCGUGGUGCUGUGGGAGGUGUUCAGCUACGGCCUGCAGCCCUACUGCGGCCACUCCAACCAGGACGUGGUGGAGCUGGUGCGCGGCCGGCAGCUGCUGCCCUGCCCCGACGACUGCCCGGCCUGGGUGUACGCACUCAUGGUGGAGUGCUGGAGCGAGUUCCCCGGCCGCCGGCCGCGCUUCAAGGACCUCCACGGCCGGCUGCGCGCCUGGGGCGGCCUGUCCGCCUACACCAGCUCCGCGCAGACCUCGGGAGCCAGCAACGCCACGCAGACCAGCUCGCUGAGCACCAGCCCGGUCAGCGUGAGCAACGCCCGCUACGGCGGCCCCAAGCCCAAGGCGCCGGCCUUCCCGCAGCCGCAGUUCAUCCCGGUGAAGGGCCCGAUCCGGCCGCUGGGACCGCCGCCGCAGCUCUACAUCCCCGUCAACGGCUACCAGCCCGUGCCGGCCUACGGCGCCUACCUGCCCAACUUCUACCCCGUGCAGAUCCCGCUGCCCAUGGCCCCGCAGCCGGUGCCCGCGCCGAUGGCGCCCAAGCCCGGCUCGCACCACAGCGGCAGCGGCUCCACCAGCACCGGCUACGUGACCACCGCGCCGUCCAACACGUCCGUGUCGGCGGCCGAGCGCGCGGCGCUGCUGGCCGAGGGCGCGGAGGACGCGCGGGACGGGCCCGAGGACGGCGCCCAGAGCCCCGUGCCCGAGGCCGCCGAGGAGGAGGCCGGCGCCGUCCCCGAGACCGAGCUGCUGGGGGACGGCGACCCUCUGCCGGCGGAGGAGGCCGAGGCCGCGCCGGAAGCCUGA